AUGGCAACCAUACUUCGGGCUCGUCGGUCUGAUAGUGAACUUUCAAAUACUUUGAAUGCUCCAGAGCCAUGCCUCACGACGCGACCUCUCAAACGUCCACGACUGACGACGGGAACUCCAGAUUUCGCAGCUCAUAGUGGCAACUCAAGUGAUCAAGGACUCAGUCUAUCUCGACGAUUAAUGCUUCGCGAACUUGGUCAUACUUCGACAAAUUUAGCAUGGCAGUCAAGAUGGUUAGAUUAUAGUCAUGAAGCCAAGCUCUUUUGCUCACCCGCUACAAGCAGUCAUAAGAUACAACUAUCUGAAUUUUGUCCUGCUAAUGCACCAUUUUGCAUUGAAUCGUUUCGUACUCAACCAUUAACAGUGGUUGGUUUCGAGGGUGGUGAUCUUUGCAUGCUAGGCUCUGAUACUGGAUCUCGCCAGGGAUUAUUUUUGGGGAAUUCUCGAAACCAUCAUAAUAAUUCCAUUUUUGAUCUGAGUAUUUCUCAUAACGACAGUCAUCUGGCAUCUACAUCUGGUUCACUUGUGAAGAUUUAUGAUUGCGAACGGAACUCUGUGAUACAUGGAAUUGAAGCACAUAAUGAUGGAAUGUUCAAGCAGUGCAAAUUCCAUCCCACCAAUUCGUCCCUGUUAUUGACCUCCACCAGGUUCGGAACCAUUGCAUUACACGAUUUACGCCUACCAACAAAUCACACGGACAGUUUAAUAGAGCUUGUUCGCACAAAAACGCAUAGCCACAGGCAGAGCUUUUUACUUAGAAAGUGCCAUGAUGUCAAGUCUGGUGCCACUAAGAUCAAACGAUCCAAUGUCAGUGUGACAUCUCUGGCUUGGACAGAACAUAAUGAGUACACUGCCAUUUCCGGUGGCGAAGCAGACUCUCAAUUGAAAUUUUGGGAUCUCAGGAGUCUUGUUUCUCGUAACAGACAGACCCCUACCUGUAUUGUAGAACCCCCGCCAUCUCCCAGUGGCCGUAAGUUUGGCAUCACCUCAAUUGUCGCUGAUCCUGAAGAUAGAAAGAUUUGGGCUCUAUGCCGAAACGGCGUUAUCUAUUCGUACCAUCUGGCGGCUCCUGAGCUCGGUUUGGUAGACGAACUUGCAUCUGAAGACCUCUCUGUUACGUCUUUUUACUGCAAACUGGCAGUUAUCAACCCCAUUAACAGCAACCGCAUCGCCGGCAAGUACCUAGCAUGCGGUGGUGAAAGAGGACUCACUCUUUUCUCCAAACCAAACACUGCAUCAUCAACAAGCCAUUCUGUGCUCCUCAAAAACGGCCAUUCCAGAGAAACCACCGGCGUUUCGUACCAGCAAUGCUCGGACUCGCUCAUGAGCAUCUCUGACGACAUGACUCUCCGCUUCUGGCGGCCUGACGAGACUCUUUACAAACAACUUCGCGAUCAAAAACUGGGCCUCGAGUCCAACUCCCCUAACAGCGACGGUGCUGGCUGGACUGAGAUUGUAUAA
Molecule: messenger RNA, 1461 nt
Organism: Sugiyamaella lignohabitans
Lineage: Eukaryota; Fungi; Ascomycota; Dipodascomycetes; Dipodascales; Trichomonascaceae
Gene: cdt2
Product: WD repeat protein Cdt2
Exons: 1
Coding region: 1-1461 (486 amino acids)
Biological process (GO): proteasome-mediated ubiquitin-dependent protein catabolic process
Cellular component (GO): nucleus
Molecular function (GO): protein binding; protein-macromolecule adaptor activity
Source: RefSeq, a predicted model, not a curated record